Messenger RNA from Aspergillus mulundensis, 5910 nucleotides. RefSeq names its product putative glycogen debranching enzyme Gdb1. The transcript has 6 exons. The coding region runs from base 1 to 5910 and encodes 1969 amino acids. Gene Ontology annotation, biological process: glycerol-3-phosphate catabolic process; glycogen catabolic process; glycogen biosynthetic process. Gene Ontology annotation, cellular component: glycerol-3-phosphate dehydrogenase (FAD) complex. NCBI's taxonomy places the organism in Eukaryota, Fungi, Ascomycota, Eurotiomycetes, Eurotiales, Aspergillaceae. Gene Ontology annotation, molecular function: amylo-alpha-1,6-glucosidase activity; NAD binding; 4-alpha-glucanotransferase activity. The record is from RefSeq and is a predicted model, not a curated record.
AUGGGAUCUCUCGGGCCGUAUAAGCAGAAGCACAAGGUGACCGUGGUGGGAUCUGGUAAUUGGGGCACCGCCAUCGCCAAAAUCGUCGCCGAGAAUACUGCAAGCAACCCCGCCAUCUUCGAGAAGGAUGUUCAAAUGUGGGUGUUUGAGGAGAAGGUCGAAAUUCCGAAGGAUUCCAAACACUAUGAUUCUGCUUCCCCUCUCUGCCAGGGGCCGCAGAACUUGACGGACAUCAUCAAUCAAACUCACGAGAAUAUCAAGUACCUUCCAGAAAUUGCCCUCCCGGAGAACCUGAUUGCCAAUCCGUCGCUAGUGGAUGCUGUUCAGGACAGCACUAUUCUUGUCUUCAACCUGCCUCAUCAAUUCAUUAUCAACAUCUGUGAGCAAAUUAAGGGCAAGAUUGUUCCGUACGCGCGUGGAGUUUCUUGCAUCAAGGGUGUGGAUGUAAAUGAGGAAGGUGUUCACCUGUUUUCCGAAACCAUUGGCAAAAUUCUUGGGAUCUACUGCGGCGCUCUGUCAGGGGCCAACAUUGCCAACGAAGUCGCACAGGAGAAGUGGUCCGAGUCUAGCAUUGGCUAUGAUCCCCCGCACUUUGACUCGAAAGCCCCGUCGCCUAAUCGAUCACCCUCCGCAUCUACCGAUAACAUCCUACACUUCGAGCACAAGGAUGUUUCGGGGCAACUUUCGCGGGUGAAGCUACAGGCUCUGCCCUCUGAGUUCCCUCCUAUUGACCAUACCCUACUUAAGUCUCUCUUCCACCGUCCUUAUUUCCACAUCGGCGUGGUAAGCGAUGUGGCUGGUGUCUCGUUGGGAGGCGCUCUCAAGAAUGUCGUCGCUGUCGCGGCAGGCUGGAUUGUCGGCAAAGGAUGGGGAGACAAUGCCAAGUCUGCGAUCAUGCGAGUUGGUCUCUUGGAAAUGGUAAAAUUUGGUGAACAGUUCUUCGGAGCGACCAUUAACACCCGGACGUUCACUGAAGAAAGUGCCGGUGUUGCCGAUUUGAUUACCAGCUGUAGUGGCGGGCGAAACUUCCGCUGCGCAAAGCUCAGCAUUGAGAGAAACCAACCAAUUGAGAAGAUCGAGGAAACGGAGCUCAACGGCCAAAAGCUGCAAGGCACGCUGACUGCGAUCGAAGUCAACAGCUUCUUAAAAAAGCAAGGUUUGGAAGACGAGUUCCCACUGUUUACUGCAGUCUACCGGGUCCUCCAAGGCACCAUGUCCGUUGACGAGAUCCCAUCUUUCAUUGAGCGGGUCAAUAUUGAAUCACGGUACAAUUUGACGGAGCUUUGCAUCUCAGAAAUGCCUGGCGAAACCUUUUACCUGCUUCCCUUGAACGACGAUGGCUCUCCGGAUGUGCCUGGAGGUUAUAUUUAUCUUCCGCCACCGGACGACCCGAAAUACUCGCUCCGUUUCCUUAUCGAAGGAAGCAGCUCAAUAUGCAAAGAUGGAACGCUUUGGAUAAACAUACCUGAAAAGGGUCAGUCGUUUGACCGUCGGUCGUUCCGCGCUUUCAAGUUAUCUCCAGACUUUAGCAAAAACAUUCAAAUCGACGUACCAGUCACUUACCCCGGGUCUUUUGCAUACUACGUGACCUACUCGCCGCUCCCAGAGUUCACUGUCACAUCCAGUGCCCCGUCAGAGCCGGCAAGGACGCCCACUCAUUACAUCGAUGUCUCCCCCAGACUCAGUCUCGGCGGCCAAGGUAUACCACUCAAUGCGCUGUCGAUAUUUUCGGUGAACUCCAAAUUCAUGGGUAAGUACCCUGAAGACUGGGACAGGUACCUGAGCAGCAUCUCCAGACGCAAGUACAAUAUGGUUCAUUUUACGCCGUUGAUGAAGCGAGGUGCAUCGAAUUCGCCGUACAGCAUUUUCGAUCAGCUCCAGUUCGACGACGUUGCAUUCCCGAACGGAGAAAAAGACGUUCAGAGACUCGUCGAGGAUAUGGAGGGAAAACACUCCCUGCUGUCGCUUGCUGAUGUCGUCUGGAACCACACUGCCAAUAACAGCAAAUGGCUUGAGGAACACCCAGAGGCCGGAUAUAGCGUUGAGACUGCUCCUUGGCUCGAAGCGGCAUUGGAACUAGACACCGCACUACUGAAAUUCGGUGAGGAACUACAAUCUCGCGGUCUGCCAACUGAUAUAACGACCGUCGACGACCUGGCACUCGUCAUGAAUGAGGUUAAAACCCGCGUUAUCGAAGACCUUCGCCUGUGGGAGUACUAUGUCAUCGACGUGAAGAGUAAUGCUAAGACGAUAAUCAAUCAGUGGCAAGUAACAAAGCAAGUCAACUCGAAAAGUGAAAAAUGGGCGCUCGACCUAGAAAGCUACGAAAAGUGGUCUUUGAAAGAUCAAACGAGCCUCAUUCGCCAAAAAGGAAUCCCAACUGUCAGCCAGAUCCUCGGAAGAUACGGUCGAAAAGUCGAUACCCAACUCGGGGUGGCCCUUGUCACUGCACUAUUUGGAAAGUUCGACUCAACAUCGUCAGACCUCGCUUACGUGGAGAACGCCCUGCGCAAACUGCUCGACGUAGUCAAUGUGCCACUCUACGAGGAGUACAACUCAGAUCUUUCUGAAAUCAUGAACCAGCUUUCCAACCGUAUCAAAUAUCUGAGGAUGGACGAUCAUGGACCCAAACUUGGUCCUGUGACCAAAGAAAAUCCUCUUAUAGAGUCGUAUUUCACAAGGCUACCUCUAAACGAUGUCACUAAGAAACACAACCCGAAAGCAUUAGCCCUCGCGAACAAUGGCUGGAUAUGGAACGCAGAUGCUAUGCGCGACAACGCCGGGCCUGACUCUAGGGCAUACCUGCGUCGAGAAGUUAUUGUCUGGGGAGACUGUGUUAAACUACGAUAUGGAAGUGGACCUGACGAUAGCCCUUUCUUAUGGGACUUUAUGACAAGAUACACUCGCCUGAUGGCCAAAUACUUUUCCGGCUUCCGUAUAGACAAUUGUCACUCCACUCCUUUGGUGGUUGCGGAAUACCUGAUUGAUGAGGCACGAAAGGUCCGCCCCGACCUUGCGAUCUUUGCCGAACUAUUCACGGGGUCUGAAGAGGCCGAUUAUAUUUUCGUCAAGCGUCUCGGCAUUAACGCACUCAUUCGCGAGGCCAUGCAAGCUUGGAGCACAGGAGAGCUAAGCCGCUUGGUGCACCGUCAUGGUGGUCAUCCCAUCGGUAGCUUCGAACUAGAUCUAGCUGCACCAGGCCUAGAUUUUUCCAAGUCCCGCGCCAACGGCAGCGAAACAGAAGUCAUACGUAGUAUACGCCCAAUCCCGGUUCCAGCAUUGUUUAUGGACUGCACGCAUGACAACGAAAUGCCAGCUCAAAAGAGAACUGCGACGGAUACAUUGCCGAACGCGGCUCUUGUAGCUAUGUGUGACUCCGCCAUUGGAAGCGUUAUGGGCUAUGAUGAGAUCUACCCAAGAAUUGUGGAUCUUGUGCACGAAACCCGACUAUAUUCAUUCUCUGAGCUUCCAGAAUCUCCGACCAUUGAUGAGCUGGCUGACCUUGAGGGCAUCUGCGGCUUGAAACGUCUAUUGAACGAACUCCAUACCGUGAUGGGCCAGGAGGGAUAUGCUGAAACCUUCAUUCACCACGACGGUGAGUAUAUCACCGUUCAUAGAGUCCAUCCACAAACCCGGAAAGGCAUAUUCUUGAUCGCACAUACAGCUUUCCCGGGCCAGGAUAGCGGGGCCAUCCUUGCUCCUACCCACCUUGCAGCUACACAAGUCAAACCAAUUGGGACAUGGCGUCUUAAGGUUCAGGAGGGAUCCAGUGAUAAAGAGUGUGCUCUGUCGGACGAGACCUAUCUUCAAGGAUUGUCGAGCGAGGUCCUAAAAUUUGAAGGAACUAAGGUUGAGGAAACAAGCGGCGACACCAUAAUUUCGGUCUUGGAUUCGUUCGUCCCAGGUUCCAUUGCUCUCUUUGAAACAUCUAUUCCGAGUCUCGAGCAUGCAGCUGAAUUAAGUAAUGAUGGCAUGACUGAAGGCGCAGCUGAGGCUUUCUCGGAGCUGAAUUUAAUUGACCUGAACUUCGUGCUCUACCGUUGUGAGGCUGAAGAGCGUGACUCAAGCGGCGGUCAGGAUGGCGUCUAUAACAUUCCGAACCACGGCCCACUAGUCUAUGCUGGUCUUCAGGGAUGGUGGAGCAUUUUGGAGGGCAUCAUCAGAUAUAACGAACUGGGGCAUCCGCUGUGUGAUCAUCUUCGGCAGGGUCAAUGGGCUCUUGACUACAUUGUCAACCGCUUAACAAAGGCCACGGAGAACCCCCAGUAUGCCGCUUUGAAGCUUCCCGCUCAAUGGUUGAAAGCAAAAUUCCAGGCCGUGCGCGGCUUGCCGAGUUUUCUUCUACCUCGAUACUUUGCUAUCAUUGUCCAAACUGCCUAUGUCUCUGCCUGGAACAGGGGUAUACAGCUCCUCGGGGACGAUGUGCGGGUUGGCCAGGUGUUCAUUCAACAACUCGCCAUGGUGAGCGUGCAGCAGACUGGUUUUGUGAACUCCGCAUCUCUGUGGCCUGAAAAACUAGUUCCGAGUCUCGCAGCUGGUCUGCCCCAUUUUGCAACAGACUGGGCUAGAUGCUGGGGUCGAGAUGUCUUUAUAUCUCUAAGAGGCCUACUUCUGUGUACCGGCAGAUUUAUUGACGCCAAAGAGCAUAUCCUCGCUUUUGCCAGUGUGCUCAAGCACGGCAUGAUCCCGAACUUACUGGGCAGUGGUAAACUUCCGCGCUAUAACUCACGCGAUUCCAUAUGGUUCUUGCUGCAGGCCAUUCAGGACUACACGAAGAUGGCACCUGAUGGUCUUGAGUUGUUGAACGACAAGACUCCCAGACGGUUUCUGCCGUAUGAUGACACGUGGUUUCCAUUUGAUGACCCUAAAGCAUACUCGCAAAGUUUGACUAUUGUGGAUGUAAUCCAAGAAGUGCUCCAGCGCCAUGCGCAGGGAAUCUCCUUCCGUGAGUAUAAUGCAGGUCCCGAGCUUGACGUGCAGAUGAAGUCAGAGGGGUUUCAGAUUGAGAUCAGCGUGGACUGGGGAACAGGUUUGAUCUUCGGCGGAAGCCAGCACAACUGUGGGACAUGGCAGGACAAGAUGGGAGAAAGCGAUAAAGCUGGCAACAAGGGCGUGCCAGGGACUCCACGAGAUGGUGCAGCGAUCGAGAUUACCGGACUCGUUUACAGCGCUCUAAAAUGGGUUACGAGCCUUAACGAGCAAGGUCUCUACCCAUACGACAAAGUUGACAUUGGAAACGGAAAGUCUAUCACCUUCAAAGAAUGGGCUGCUAAGAUCAAAGCGCACUUCGAGCGUUGCUACUACAUACCGCUGGAUCCGAACGAAGACGAUCAAUACGACGUUGAUCCCAAGAUCGUCAACCGCCGUGGUAUCUACAAGGACCUCUAUAAGUCCGGCAAGCCUUAUGAGGACUACCAACUUCGCGCAAACUUCCCAAUUGCGAUGGUGGUGUCUCCUGAACUUUUCGAACCGUCAAAAGCGCUCGGCGCCCUGGCCCUUGCCGACUCUAUGCUUGCUGGGCCUUUAGGCAUGGCUACGCUUGAUCCAUCUGAUCUCAACUACCGGCCAGACUAUAUUAACUCGGAAGACUCAACAGACUUUGCCACGUCCAAAGGCAGGAACUAUCAUCAAGGCCCGGAGUGGGUGUGGCUUCGAGGAUACUUCCUCCGUGCGCUCUUGUACUUUGAUCUUGCUCGGCGAAAGACUGCAGAUGAGCGAACAGAAGCAUUUCAGCAGGUAACCAGGCGACUAGCGGGCUGUAAAAAGGCGCUGAGAGAAAGUCCCUGGAAGGGUCUAACAGAGUUGACCAACAAGAAUGGAAAUCAUUGUGCAGACUCGUCACCCACUCAGUCAUGGUCGGCCGGAUGUUUGCUCGAUCUGUAUUACGACGCCUCACGAUAUAGUACUUAG